UGGUCCAUGCUGAGGUUGGACGAGGAGGCGCAGAGGUGGCUGCCGCUGGCCAACAACCUGCCCCCCGACCUGGUGAACGUCCGAGGCUACGGGUCGGCGAUGCUGGACAACUACCUGUUCAUCGUCGGGGGCUACAGGAUCACCAGCCAGGAGAUUUCUGCCGCCCACUGUUACAACCCGUGCCUAAACGAAUGGAGUCAGCUGGCUUCGAUGAACCAGAAGAGGUCCAAUUUUAAGCUUUUGGCUGUAAAUGGGAAGCUGUAUGCCAUCGGUGGUCAAUCCCUUUCCAAUGUGGAGUGCUAUAACCCGGAAAACGACUGGUGGAAUUUCGUAGCAUCCAUGCCAAACCCUCUAGCAGAAUUCUCAGCUUGUGAGUGCAAGGGCAAGAUCUACGUUAUUGGAGGAUACACUACACGAGAUAGGAAUAUGAACAUUUUGCAGUACUGUCCCACUUCUGAUUCCUGGACCAACUUUGAACUUUGUGAUGUCCAUGUUCGCAAACAACAGAUGCUCUCUGUUGAAGAAACAAUAUAUCUGGUAGGGGGUUGUAUUCAUGAACUUGGACCAAACCAAAAAUCCGGCCAAAGUGAGGACGUGUUAACUGUGCAGUCUUACAACAUUGCUACCAAAGAAUGGCUCUACCUCAAAGAGAACACAUCAAAAUCGGGUCUUAACUUGACUUGCACUCUCCACAAUGAUGGAGUCUAUAUAUUGAGUAGGGAUAUUACUUUAUCUACAAGCUUGGAGCAUCGUGUUUUUCUUAAGUAUAAUAUAUUUACGGACAGUUGGGAGUCACUAAGACGCUUUCCAGCCUUUGGACAAAACAUGCUGAUCUGUUCUAUGUAUUUGCCUGAUGUGCGAGAAGUGUAA
Opisthocomus hoazin is the source of this 870-nucleotide messenger RNA. Lineage: Eukaryota; Metazoa; Chordata; Aves; Opisthocomiformes; Opisthocomidae. The record is from RefSeq and is a predicted model, not a curated record.